AUGAAGGCCCCAACGUCGGUCAAAGAGAUCCAGUCCUUAAAUGGACGUUUAGCCGCCCUCCAUCGAUUCUUAUCGAAAGCACCAGACAGAUCUCUCCUAUUCACGGACGUGCUCAGAAAAAGCUUCAGAUCGGAGUUCAAAUGGACCGAGGAAGCCGCACAAGCCUUUGAAGAACUUAAAGCUUUUCUCGGCACCUUGCCAACACUCACCGUACCAGAAAAAGAUGAGGUAUUGACAGUCUACCUAGCCGCAUCAUGCGGUGCUAUCAGCGCGGUGCUCGUCGCUCACCGAACCGGGGCGCAGAUCCCCAUUUACUAUGUGAGCCGAACAUUAAAAGAUUAUGAAACGAGAUAUUCAAACUUAGAAAAACUAGCUCUGGCAUUGGUUCAUGCUUUAAGAAGACUUCGCCGAUAUUUUCAAGCUCACCCUAUCGAGUUGCGAACGGAUCAAAGAAUCCAGCAUGUUCUCCGACGACCCGAAGUUUCAGGUCGCAUGGCGAAGUGGUCGAUCGAACUGGGUGCAUUCAAUAUUACUUUCCGAACCAAAGGACCUUUGAAAGGGCAAGUGAUAGCCGAUUUUCUAGUAGAAAUGCCGGAGGAAAAAGUAGUAGAAGAAACCGAGAAAGCUCCAGACAAACCCUGGACUCUGUAUACAGACGGAGCUUCGAGCUCCAAGGAGUCAGGAGCAGGCUUGAUUCUCACCGAUCCAGAUGGUACGGAUAUGACAUAUGCGCUCCAGUUAGAAUUCAAGAGCUCCAAUAAUGAAGCUGAAUAUGAGGCUCUAUUAGCCGGACUACGUCUGGCGCUGAAAGUUGGAGCAAGAAAUGUUAUAGCCCAUGUAGAUUCUUUGCUCGUAGCGAAUCAAGUGAACGGAGAGUAUGAAGCAAGGGAAGCCAACAUGAUUGAAUAUCUCGAACAAGUAAAACAAGUCAUGGCAUCAUUCGAAUCGUGCAAAGUUGAUCACGUUCCUCGUAACAAAAACAAAAAAGCCGACGCAUUGAGCAAGCUGGCCUUCGUCUCAUUCAGUCAUUUGGCCAAGGAAGUAAGAGUGGAGGUAUUAAACGCACCUUCAAUUGCUACUCCUCAUGUUAUGCAAGUAGAAGCUCCGUCUCAAACAUGGAUGACACCUAUAAUUAAUUAUCUAGUGCACAAUGUUUUGCCAGUUGAUAAAGCAGAUGCGAGAAAAAUCCAAAUCAAUUCUCUUCAAUAUCAGAUGCAGGAAAGAGCCCACCCUCAGGGGAACGGGCAGGUCGAACAGAUAAAUCGACGAAUCGUCGAUGGGAUAAAGAGAAGACUUGGUUACGAAGGUAAAGGUUGGGCGGAUGAGUUACCGAACGUCCUGUGGGCUCACCGAACAUUACACAAAACCAACAACGGAGAAACGCCGUUCAGUCUUACAUAUGGAACUGAGGCCGUGAUCCCCGCAGAGAUCGGACUCCUAAAUCAAAGGUGCAAAAAUUGGGAAGAAAACGAACGGGAGCUCCGAUCCAAUCUUGAUCUACUAGAAGAGCACCGGAACAUCGCGGCGAUUAAGGAAGCCCGAUACAAAAAGAAGAUCGAGAAAUACUAUAACGCUCGUGCCAAGCUUUACAAAUUCAAGUUCGGAGACUUUGUGCUCCGAAACAAUGAGGCAAGCCACGUCGAAACCCUCGGGAAGCUAACCCUAAAGUGGGAAGGACCGUACCGAGUCAAGGAGGCUAGCGAAAAAGGCUCGUACGUGUUGGAAAAAAUCGAUGGAACUCCUGUACCCAGGACAUGGAACGGGGUCCAUUUAAAAAAAUGCUUUAUGUAA
Molecule: messenger RNA, 1791 nt
Organism: Helianthus annuus (common sunflower)
Lineage: Eukaryota; Viridiplantae; Streptophyta; Magnoliopsida; Asterales; Asteraceae
Exons: 2
Coding region: 1-1791 (596 amino acids)
Molecular function (GO): RNA-DNA hybrid ribonuclease activity; nucleic acid binding
Source: RefSeq, a predicted model, not a curated record